CUGUCCUACCUGCCGUCCAAGAGGAACCACAUGCUGCUGCUCUACCCCAGAGAGAUCCUCAUCCUGGACCUUGAGCUCAGCCAGACCGUGGGUGUGGUGGGCAUUGAACGCUCCGGGGUGCCCUUUUUUCAGGUGGGACCCAACACACAUAUACUCACAUUUCAGUCUCACCUCAACCUACCCUCACCUCAAUUAAACCCCUGUGCAGUCUGUAUUAUAAUUUUUUAUGGUACUUUAGAAAUAUAUAUAUUUUUAGGUCCUUUGAAAUAUUGACGAUUCUGCUGCAAAACCAAUUUCCUCUCUGGGCAUGAUCAAUUUUUUUACUUGGAAAAAACACAGAUGCAGUGCCUUUGGAAAGUAUUCAUACCCUUUGACUUAUUCCACAUUUUGUUACAGCCUGAAUUCAAAAUAGAUUGACCCAUUUUUCACACAAUACCCCAUGAUGACAAAGGGAAACAUGUUUUUAGAAAUGUUUGCAAAUUUAUUGAAAUUAAAUACAGAAAUAUCAAUUUACAUAAGUAUUCACACCCCAUUUGCUAUGACACUCCAAAUUGAUUUCUGGUCCAUCCAAUUUCCUUUGAUAAUCUAUGAAAUGUCACUACAACUUCAUUGGAGUCCACCUGUGGCCAAUUCAAUUGUUUGGACAGGAUUUAGAAAGAAACACACCUGUCUAGAUAAGGUCCCACAGUUGACAGUGCAUGUCAGAGCAGAAACUAUACAAUGAAGUGCAAGGAUCUGUCCAUAGAUCUGCCUAGAGUUGGCUGUCCGACCAAACUGAGCAACCGGGCAAGAAGGGCCUUGAUCAGGGAGGUGACCAAGAACCCAAUGACCACUCUGACAGAACUACAGUAUCAGUUAAAAGUUUGGACACACCUACUCAUUCAAGGGUUUUUCUUUAUUUUAUUUUUUACUAUUUUCUACAUUGUAGAAUAAUAGUGAAAACAUCAAAACUCUGAAAUAACACAUUUGGAAUCAUGUAGUAACCAAAAAAGUGUUAAACAAAAUAUAUUUUAGAUUCUUCAAAUAGCCACUCAGCAGCAGUGACUGGGAGACUGGUAAGGAGAGAGGGAACAAUGAAUUAAUCCAAAUGCAUGCAAAUCCUUAAUGAGAACCUGCUUCAGAGUUUAAAUGACCCUAGACUGGGGCAAAGAUUUACGUUACAACAGGACAAUGACCCCAAGUAUACAGCCAAAGCAGCGCUGGAAUGACUUCAGAACAAGAAUCUGAAAGUCACUGAGGGGCCCAGCCAAAGCCCAUACUAGAAUCCCAUUGGAAAAACUGUGGAAAGACUUGAAGAUUGCUGUUUACCGCCACUCCCCAUCUAAGUUAACAGAGCUUGAGAAAAUCUGCAAGGAAGAAUGGAACAAAAUCCUAAAAUCCAGAUGUGCAAAGCUAAUAGACAUACCCAAGACGACUCAAAGACUGUAAUCGCUGCCAAAGGUGCUUCUAAAAUAAUAAUUGUCGGAGCUGUCUGAGAUUUAAGCGCAAAUGCAUCAGGGUAUUGCAUGCAUGUAUGCCUAGGCGUCCACUGUAUAUUCAUAUUUAAAAAAUUAAUAUAAAGGAAGAGAAGCUAAGGCCUAGCCCUAGAGAGACCGAAAGAUAGAUGGCGAUAUGCCGGUUGAAUGUUCCCAACACCGACAUAUAUUUCUUUAUCCUUGUCAGAUAGGCUACUACUGUGAUAGAGAUAUAUAGCGUACUUAAGGAGGCUAAUUAGUCCGUUUUCGAUGUGUAUAUAUAUUUUUUUAUUAGGAUAAGCAUUAUAUUGUUAGAUUAAAGGAACUCUGGUAGGCCUAAAACACUCUUCCUCACCUCAAGUUCAACUGUGGGAGUCUGCUAGAGCACCGAUGUGCACUGCCUUCACAGGCCUGCAGUAGCUAAGCCUGAUAAUAGCCAUACCCCACCAAACCUUCACACACAUUUCUUAAUUUUAUUAGAGUAAUAUCAAAAGUCAAGUCAUACAAACAGGUUAUUAUAUUGCGUCUCACCCUAUUUGUUUGUUCCUUUUCAUGGUUUGAGUGCGAGUAGCCCUAUGGAGCAAACACGACAUUACAGUUGGAACUUUGACGACAUCCGGUUGGUGUGUUACCGGUAUUUCGAUUUGUUUGUUUUAGCCUAAUCUAUGGCACUUUAUUUCAUUGUAUCGUUUUACUAUCUUAUACUCACACGGUUUUAGUUCCAACUCAUAGCCAACUCCACACCGGGCUCUGCCUGCUCUUGGCCAUGACUAGUAUAGACUACCUGUCCCUGGAGGAUCACCAACAAGCUCGCGUUGUGGUUAGCCCUUAUGGCUGGGACUGCUCCAACCUGACCCAAGCUUGGAUUGCCAGGGCGAAUACAAUCAUGAGCUUCCCUGCCCAGAUGAGAGUUAUGGGAUGUGGGUCAUGCAACAUGAUUACUGUUGUAAAAACGGAGGACUUUGUGGCUGCUUUUAUGUGCACAAAAUUCACCCAGACCUUCGAUUGUAAUUUGGCAAGGAGUGCUACCUGCUCCACAAGGCUGGUAAAUUCGACAGUGGCAUUAGCUGAGGCAUCGGCCAAAAACAACACUGAGGCACCCUUCUCACCACCAGCCCAGACCACCGGCCCAUCUGCUAAGGCACACCCCCCAACCGUGGCCGGUUCCACCCCCGUCCACUGGAGUCAGUGGAAACAGGUUGGUUGUAAGGGCAAUGAGAAUCACCGCCUGCUACCACUACCAUUACGCCCAGCGCUGCGGCUGUCCAACACAUUCAAUGCCCUCAGUCGGCUCUCAUCGGAGCGUUCUCCCGCUCCCAAUUCAUCUCCACCGGACACAACUGCUGCUACUCUUGUGGUUACGGGACGUCUCCCUCACCAAUGCUGCGCUCGGGCCCACGGCUGUGCGCUGUUUUCCUGGAGCUCGAGUUUUGGAUGUAAACAAUCACUCUCCAGCUGGAUAACUACCUAAAUCUGAGUACCAUUUAUAGUACAAAUGACACUUCCCUCCAGCAGUCUGAGGUUUUAAAGCAGCAUUCUAAGACAUUGAUUAACACAUUGGAAGCCAGCGAUAAGAGAUUGAUCAUUUCUGGCCCCCAACCGUGCUACAAGCGUGGCAUCAGCCUUUCUAAUUUGAAUGACUGGCUGAAGGGACAUUGCAUUUUAAGGAGGAUUAAUUCCCUUUAUCAACAACUUUGACCUCUUUUAGGAACCCCCUGCUUUCUUUAAGCGUGAUGGACUUCAUCCAAACUGCAGAGGCAAAACAAAAUGGAAAGUUUUUUACUCCAUUGACUCUCUACAGUGAGGGAAAAAAGUAUUUGAUCCCCUGCUGAUUUUUUAAGUUUUCCCACUGACAAAGAAAUGAUCAGUCUAUAAUUUUAAUGGUAGGUUUAUUUGAACAGUGAGAGACAGAAUAACAACAAAAAAAUCCAGAAAAACGCAUGUCAAAUGUUAUGAAUUGAUUUACAUUUUAAUGAGGGAAAUAAGUAUUUGACCCCCUCUCAAUCAGAAAGAUUUCUGGCUCCCAGGUGUCUUUUAUACAUGUAACGUGCUGAGAUUAGGAGCACACUCUUAUAGGGAGUGCUCCUAAUCUCAGCUUGUUACCUGUAUAAAAUAAACCUGUCCACAGAAGCAAUCAAUCAAUCAGAUUCCAAACUCUCCACCAUGGCCAAGACCAAAGAGCUCUCCAAGGAUGUCAGGGACAAGAUUGUAGACCUACACAAGACUGGAAUGGGCUACAAGACCAUCGCCAAGCAGCUUGGUGAGAAGGUGACAACAGUUGGUGCGAUUAUUCGCAAAUGGAAGAAACACAAAAGAUCUGUCAAUCUCCCUCGGCCUGGGGCUCCAUGCAAGAUCUCACCUCGUGGAGUUGCAAUGAUCAUGAGAACGGUGAGGAAUCAGCCCAGAACUACACGGGAGGAUCUUGUCAAUGAUCUCAAGGCAGCUGGGAUCAUAGUCACCAAGAAAAUAAUUGGUAACACACUACGCCGUGAAGGACUGAAAUCCUGCAGCGCCCGCAAGGUCCCCCUGCUCAAGAAAGCACAUAUACAGGGCCGUCUGAAGUUUGCCAAUGAACAUCUGAAUGAUUCAGAGGAGAACUUGGUGAAAGUGUUGUGGUCAGAUGAGACCAAAAUGGAGCUAUUUGGCAUCAACUCAACUCGCUGUGUUUGGAGGAGGAGGAAUGCUGCCUAUGACCACAAGAACACCAUCCCCACCAUCAAACAUUAUGCUUUGGGGGUGUUUUUCUGCUAAGGGGACAGGACAACUUCACCGCAUCAAAGGGACGAUGGACGGGGCCAUGUACCGUCAAAUCUUGGGUCAGAACCUCCUUCCCUCAGCCAGGGCAUUGAAAUGGGUCGUGGAUGGGUAUUCCAGCAUGACAAUGACCCAAAACACACGGCCAAGGCAACAAAGGAGUGGCUCAAGAAGAAACACAUUAAGGUCCUGGAGUGGCCUAGCCAGUCUCCAGACCUUAAUCCCAUAGAAAAUCUGUGGAGGGAGCUGAAGGUUCGAGUUGCCAAACGUCAGCUUCGAAACCUUAAUGACUUGGAGAAGAGCUGCAAAGAGGAGUGGUACAAAAUCCCUCCUGAGAUGUGUGCAAACCUGGUGGCCAACUACAAGAAACGUCUGACCUCCGUGAUUGCCAACAAGGGUUUUGCCACCAAGUACUAAGUCAUGUUUUGCAGAGGGGUCAAAUACUUAUUUCCCUCAUUAACAGCUAAUCAUGGCUACCCGGACUAUUUGCACUGCCCCCCCACCCCAUCCUUUUUACGCUGCUGCUACUCUGUUAAGUAAGUAUUUAUGCAUAGUCACUUUAACUCUACCCACAUGUACAUAUUACCUCAACUACCUCAACUAGCCGGUGCCCCCGCACAUUGACUCUGCAACGGUACCCCCCUGUAUAUAUAGCCUCCCUACUGUCACUUUAUUUUACUGUAUAUAUAGCCUCCCUACUGUCACUUUAUUUUACUUCUGCUGUUUUUUUCUCAACACUUUUUUUGUUGUUGUUUUAUUCUUACUUUUUUUGUUUAAAAUAAAUGCACUGUUGGUUAAGGGCUGUAAGUAAGCAUUUCACUGUAAUGUCUGCACCUGUUGUAUUCGGCGCAUGUGACCAAUAAAAUUUGAUUAGAUUUGAUUUGAUUUGACAUGUAUUUUUCUGGAUUUUUUUGUUGUUAUUCUGUAUCUCAUUGUUCAAAUAAACCUACCAUUAUAAUUAUAGACUGAUCAUGUCUUUGUCAGUGGGCAAACAUACAAAAUCAGCAGGGGAUCAAAUACUUUUUUCCCUCACUGUAUAUCACCUAUAUAAGGACUCCCGAGUGGCGCAGCGGUCUAAGGCACUGCAUCUCAGUGCUUGAGGCGUCAACUCACCGUGAUUGGGAGUCCCAUAGGGCGGCGCACAAUUGGCCCAGCAUCGUCCGGGUUUGGCCGGUGUAGGUCGUCAUUGUAAAUAAGAAUUUGUUCUUAACUGACUUGCCUAGUUAAAUAAAGGUUAAAUAAAUAAAUAAAAUAAAUAAAUCACCCACUGAUUUCUCGACCAAGCCACUCUAACCAGGUCUCCCGUUAUACAUUCUAUCCAGACAGUCUUUUCUAGAUGCAUUACCAGAUCAUCAUCUGCCAGAAUAUGCCCUGGUAAUCUCAUAGACUCAUCACCUGUGCUUGACUUGGGAUGGAAGAAGUACAGAAGCUGUCUUUUUCCAAGUCAGUCCAUUAGACAAUGUUAUCCGAAAUUCACAAAUGACAUUAUGCAAUUUUCCAUGACUUCUCCAUGACCUUGGACCAAAUUUCCAUGACUAUUAUUAUAGCCUACAUGAAAAAGAAAGCACUAUUGACACUGGAAAGCUGUUAUGUCUGAUCCCAUGUAGACUAACCACCUCCUGCCAUUGUGCCCUUGAUUAAGGCACUUAGCCCCCACAUAGAACUGCCUUGUUAGUGACAUGUUGUCAAUAUGUGGUCAACCCUCCAUCUGGGGAGCUCCUGGGUGUGCAGGCUUUUUCAACAUUACAACCAAAUACUUUUGUCUUUUUAUAAAAUGAUUCCCUCAUUCAAUAAAUCAGGGAUCAAAUGAAUAAGGUAGGCUACUUCAAAGCAAGGUAUCUAACUAGACAUGUUUAUAUAUCAGGCUCAAAUAUUCAUUGUUUCGGGGGAGAUCUAAUCACAGCAAGUUAUUUGUCAAUUAGACUAUUCUUCUAAUAUUUUUUACGUUGUCGCAAUUACAUGGCUUCUGUUUAAUAGAGGGGAAUCCCAGCUUUCCAACGGUGCAGAUUUGUUUAGGCUCUGCAGUGCAUGUGGAAAGGCAACAACGAAAUGAAUGCUUAGUUAGCUAUAGUUAACUAGCGAGAACUGCUACUAGUUAUGUUUUGAAUUGGUGAUCUAGUUAUUCUGUCUGUCAUUAUUUUAUACCUGCUGCUGAAAUGUCAUGCUCGGCCCACUCGCACUUGCACACGCAGCACCACAGACAUGCACCGAAUGGUCAUUCCGAUGAUGGCUGAUAUGUAGUUUUUUAUUGAUUGAUCACAUUUAAAAGUGUGCUAUCAUGAAUUACAUUAACAACAAUUAUGAAACUAAUUUCCAUGACUUUUCAUGACCUUACAAACCCUAAUUUGACAACUUGGAACAGCGCAUCCUACCAUUCAGGCUGGCAGAUUUUCAAUUUGCGCGAUCUCGAACAGCCUACUGUCACUCACAGACUAGCGGCAAAUAAACUUGAACAAAGUGGAAUCAGGAAAUGAAUGCCCCCUCUCCAUUGCUAUUCAAUGAAGAUCCCGCAUUUAGGUCUUAGAGAAUGUCCCUCAGCCCCUUGGGCUAGGCCCCUUAGUUCCAGUGAAGGGCAAACUUAACGCUACAACAUACAAUUACAUUUCCCCCGUGUACAAAUUGAGGUCCAUACAGAAAUGGUUUGUUGAUCGGUGUGGAAGAUCUUAACUGGCCUGCACAGAGCCCUGACCUCAACCCUCCGACUGCGAACCAAGUCUAAUCGCCCAACAUCAGUGUUCGACCUCUUGUGGCUGAAUGGAAGAAAGUCCCCGCAGCAAUGUUCCAACAUCUAGUGAAAAGCCUUCCCAGAAGUUUGGAGGUUGUUAUAGCAGCAAAGGGGGGACCAACUACAUAUUAAUGCCCAUGAUUUUGGAAUGAGAUGUUCGACGAGAAGGUUCCACAUACUUUUGGUCAUGUAGUGUUAUUGACUCAAGACAUUUCAGCUUUUCAUUUUUAAAUAAUUUGUAAACAUUUCAAAAAAAGUAAUUCCACAGAGUUUAUGGGGUUUUGUGUGUAGAUCAGUGACACAACAUAUCAAUUUAAUCAAUUUUAAAUUCAGGCUGUUGCACAACAAAAGGUGGAAAAGGUCAUGCAAGAGGUGUGAAUACUUUCUGAAGGCACUGUAGGCCAGAAAUAAUGUUGAUACUCACAGAAAGCAGAGACUCUCUUCUCUUUGUAACAACGUUAACAAAUCAAAUCAAAUCAAAUUGUAUUAGUCACAUACACGUGUUUAGCAGAUGUUAUUGCGGGUGUAGCGAAAUGCUUGUGCUUCUAGCUCCGACAGUGCAGUAAUAUCUAACAAGUAAUAUCCAACAAUUUCACAACAUAUACCCAAUACACACACAUCUAGUAAGGAAUGGAAUUUAAGAAUAUAUACAUAUAUGGACAAGCAAUGACAUGGACUAAGAUACAGUAGAAUAUUAUAGAAUAGAAUACAGUAAAUACAUAUGAGAUGAGUAGUGCAAGAUAUAUAAACAUUAUUAAAGUGACUAGUGUUCAAUUUUUUUAAGUGUCCAGUGAUUUCAAUAGGCAGCAGCAGCCUCUAAUGUGCUAGUGAUGGCUAUUUAACAGUCUGAUGGCCUUGAGAUAGAAGCUGUUUUUCAUUCUCUCGGUCCCAGCUUUGAUGCUCCUGUACUGACCUCGCCUUCUGGAUGAUAGCGAGGUGAACAGGCAGUGGCUCGGGUGGUUGAUGUCUUUGAUCUUUUUGGCCUUCCUGUGAUAUCGGGUGCUGUAGGUGUCUUGGAGGGCGGGUAGUUUGUCCCCGGUAAUCCGUUCGGCAGACCGCACCACACUCUGGAGAGCCCUGUGGUUGCGGGCGGUGCAGUUGCCGUACCAGGCGGUGAUACAGGCCGACAGGAUGCUCUUAAUUGUGCAUCUGUAAAAGUUUGUGGGCUUUAGGUGCCAAGUCAAAUUUCUUCAGCCUCCUGAGGUUGAAGAGGCUCUGUUGCGCCUUCUUCACCGCACUGUCUGCCUGGGUGGACCAUUUCAGUUUGUUAGUGAUGUGUAUGCCAAGGAACUUGAAGCUUUCCACCUUCUCCACUGCGGUCCCAUCGAUGUCGAUAGGGGAGUGCACCCUCUGCUGUUUCCUGAAGCCAACAAUCAUCUCCUUUGUUUUGUUGACGUUGAGUGAGGUUAUUUUCCUGGCACCACACUCCCAGAGCCCUCACCUCCUCCCUGUAGGCGGUCUCGUCAUUGUUGGUAAUCAAGCCUACUACUGUUGUGUCGUCUACAAACUUGAUGAUUGAGUUUGAGGCGUGCUUGGCCACGCAGUCAUGGGUGAACAGGGAGUAGAGGAAGGGGCUGAGCACGCACCCUUGUGGGGCCCCAGUGUUGAGGAUCAACGAAGUGGAGAUGUUGUUUCCUACCUUCACCACCUGGGGGCGGCCCGUCAGGAAGUCCAGGACCCAGUUGCACAGGGCGGGGUUCAGACCCAGGGCCUCGAGCUUAACGAUGAGCUUGGAGGGUACUAUGGUGUUGAAUGCUGAGCUAUAGUCAAUGAACAGCAUUCUUACAUAGGUAUUCCUCUUGUCCAGAUGGGAUAGGGCAGUGUGAUGGAGAUUGCAUCGUCUGUGGAUCUAUUGGGGCGGUAAGCAAAUUGAAGUGGGUCUAGGGUGACAGGUAAAGCAGAGGUGAUAUUAUCCUUGACUAGUCUUUCAAAGCAUUUCAUGAUGACAGAGGUGAGUGCUACGGGGCGAUAGUCAUUUAGUUCAGUUACCUUUGCUUUCUUGGGUAACUGAACUAAAUGACUAUCGGUAGUUGUUUUAAAAACUGUGUUUACCCCCGCAAUUACAUUUUGAAAUGAGCAUAUCAGAAUGCAUUUCUCCAUUUCAAGCAGUGAAACAUGGCAGAUACUUUCAUUCCAGGAACCAGGUUUAUGCUAAUUACUGUUGACCAAAUAAUGGUUUUAGAACCGUAAAAUGUACAGGUGCGUGCAUAUGCGGGCACGUGCAUCAGCAAGUGGCAUGGGCAUGUGUCUGUGUGGGUGCACAAGUGUGUAGCCUACACUGUACACAUUUCACUACAGCAGCCCAGCCCAAAUCUUACGGCAGUAGUAGAGGAGCAUCAUUACUCAGCCUAUGAGGCUCUGUCCAGCAGUCGCAGGGUUCUCGCUAAGUGUCGUGAAGCGCUUGUCACAGCCAAUUUGAAUGAAUGAUGCUGCAGCGAAGAAGGCUCUGAGUCCAGCCUGGACUGUGGUAGAGGAGAGGGAGCAAGGAACACUAAGCACUAAGACACACACAGAGGCACAACCACACAGUCAUUAGAGAUAGUUACACAUUCACACUUACCCAGUCACAUUCCAAUACAGAUGUACAAAUAGAAAGAGAGACUAUGCUCAAUCCCCAACCAGUCCCUUUCUCUUCCACUUCCCCUCAGCCCUCCGUUUGUGCAUUAACACCUCCUCCAUAUGUAGUGAUGUCCCAAAGCUGAGGGGGGUGAAAUCAUCUAGGGCGUAGGGGCUAAUUAGACCCUCCGAUAGCCACUUCGACCAAGCUUGUUGAUCCCUCUAAGUUGGUAGAGCAUAUCACUUGCAACGUCAGGAUCGUGGCUUCGAUUCUCGCUGGGAUCACCCAUAUAAAAACAAUUAUGCACACAUGACUAAGUCGCUUUGGUUAAAAGUAUAUGGCAUAUUAUGUUAUCCUCUCACUGCUCUUGUAGUCACCCUCUGGUAGUGACAUCAGAGGGACCUCCAAGCAAGUUGCUUGGGGCUAUGGGCUAGUUUGGGAUUGGGGGAUAAUUUCACCCAAUCACAUCACUCACUCUGUCCUACUUCCUGUAUCCAGGUGAUCCCCUGUGCCCAAAGAGACGCCCUCUUCUGUCUCCACGAGAACGGCUGCAUCACUCUGAGGGUGUGUCGCUGCACCACCGCACCCGACGAAUCAGGCAAGCUCUAC
Coregonus sp. 'balchen' is the source of this 10099-nucleotide messenger RNA. The record is from the annotation of a GenBank genome assembly. Lineage: Eukaryota; Metazoa; Chordata; Actinopteri; Salmoniformes; Salmonidae.